AUUUACUUCAAUCUGUGAAAUCAGAGGUUCAGUCGAAUGAUGAUCUCGUCGCAACUCUGGAUAGCUGUGGGAAUACUUGCCUGGAUAUAUAUUCUGUGGAGCCGGCGGAGAUUCUACCUGCUGAUGCUAAGGGUGAAGGGUCCUGCAGGAUAUCCCUUGCUCGGCAUAUCCAUUAAGUAUCUAUGGAAAAAACGUAAUAUGGCCUUACGCGGUAAUAUAUUCGAGAAAUAUGGACCCACCUUCCUCACGUGGCUGGGCCCAGUGCCAGUGCUAACGACAUGUGAGCCAAAUGUUGUCCAGGAUAUUCUAUUGUCUCCCCAUUGCAUGGACAAGAGCCAGGCUGCCUGCAAUGCAGUAACAAAGACUGCCGGUGCGGGAAAUCUAGCGUUACGGGGGUCACAAUGGGUUGAGCGUCGCAAGCAGAUGAAUCCUUCAUUCAGGCACAAUGUCCUCAUGAGCUUCCUUCCGAUCUUCAAUGGGGAGGCGAAAAGCUUAUUAUCCUUGUUGGACACUUUUGUGGGUCAGGGUGAAAGGGAAAUAUUGCCGGACUUGCUAAACUGGUCCUUCAGAGUAGCCAGUCAAACAACACUGGGCAGCAAUGUGAAGGAGAAUCCAAACUUCAUAAAUGGGACACUAAUAAAAAACUUCAACACUAUUUUUGAGCUUACAACACUGUCGGUCGUAUUGCCGUGGAUCCAGAACAGAACUAUCGCAACGCUGCUUGGAAUUGAAAAGAAAAUAACAGAAGCGAAGUUGUUGAUGGAUGAACUAUUGAGACCCAUAAUUGAGGAAAAGAUGAAGAAUACGCCAGAUGAAAGCCAAGAAUCCUUGGCGAGCAGAAACACGGUGAUCAAUCGGGUUGUGGAGUUCCUAAAAAGCGGAGAACUUUCCUACAACGAUGCCAAGGGCGAGUGCGGUAUUAUCGUUGCCGCUGGCUUCGAGACAACCGGCAUAACAGUCUUUAGCACUCUCACUUUUUUGGCCAUGUUUCCCGAGUAUCAAGAGGCCGUCUUUGAGGAGCUGAAAGAUGUCUUUCCAAGUGUAGGAGACUUUGACGUCUCCUACGAAGACCUACAGAAACUGGUGAACUUGGAUCGUGUGUUGAAAGAGUCGAUGCGGUUAAUCCCAGCGGUUCCAUUGGUCCCACGGGAAACCUCGCACGACGUGCGGCUAUCCAAUGGCAUUGUAUUACCCAAAGGCUUGGCAGUGAGCGUCGACAUAUUCCACACGCACCGCAACAAGGAUGUCUGGGGCCCGGAGGCAGACAAGUUUAAUCCCGACAACUUUCUUCCCGAAAAUAUUUCGAAAAUUCAUCAAUAUGCUUUCAUUCCGUUCAGCAAGGGAAAGAGAAUUUGCAUUGGCUGGAAAUAUGCGGAAAUUAAUGUAAAGAUUGCCCUCUCAAAGAUUUUAAGGAACUUUAAGCUGAGUACAACCUUUCGUUCAGAGGAUUUUGUAUUCAUUGACAACAUUGGAAUGGAGUUUGGUAAGAAACCUCUUCUGGCACUACAGCGAAGGAGUCCACAAUAAA
Messenger RNA from Drosophila subobscura, 1528 nucleotides. RefSeq names its product probable cytochrome P450 313a3. The transcript is spliced from 7 exons. The coding region runs from base 37 to 1527 and encodes 496 amino acids. Gene Ontology annotation, molecular function: iron ion binding; oxidoreductase activity, acting on paired donors, with incorporation or reduction of molecular oxygen; monooxygenase activity. Lineage: Eukaryota; Metazoa; Arthropoda; Insecta; Diptera; Drosophilidae. The record is from RefSeq and is a predicted model, not a curated record.